UGGUGCUGCUGCAGCCGGAAGCAGAGAUCAGAAGCUGAAGCAGUUUGCUGCAGGUUGACUCUCUCCGUCCUCUGGUUUCAUCUGUUUCUACUGGUUUCUAAUGGUUUCUACUGGUUUCUACAGCUAACCCGGGACCAGUAUUUACUAAGGACACCUGCAGCGGUGGAUCGUCUCUGAACCUGAUCAGCUUCAUCAGCACACUAGAGGACAGGCGUCCCUGCAGCAGCCUCAUGGUGGCGUCCCUUGGAGCGAGGACGUCCUCCCAUGGGACAGAGUAAGGGGGACGGAGUGAGUCCUGGUCCUGGUGGUGAGACAUGUCGGGGGUCAGGGAGCGGCUGGGCUCCAGGACCCAGAGACCCUGGUCAGUGUACCGGGCCAGCACCCUGGAGCUGUCCAGUGAGAUGAUCGGCCUCGCCCUGGCAGGAAACAGUCAGGACCCAGAUGAGCCGGUGCUGGAGUUCAGCGUGGCGUGCUGCGACCUGCAGCCUCCAGCUCUGGACAGGAAACCAAACAGUUUUGUGGCGGUGAGCUGCACCACGCCGCCUCAGGCCUUCUGGACCAAACACGCCCAGACAGAAGUCAUCGAGGGCAGCAGUAACCCAGUGUUCCUGAGCAGCGUGGCGUUCUUCCAGGACUCCAACAUCAGCCAGCAGACGCAGCUGAAGCUCGCCGUCUACGACGUCAAGGACCGCUCACAGGGAACGAUGUACAUGCUGGGCUCGGCUCUGUUCCCGGUGAAGGAGCUGCUGCAGGAGAAGAGCCACAGACUGCAGCUGGAGCUCAGGUCGGCGGAGAACGAGCGCGUGGGGAAGAUCACGGUGGCGGCCUGGCAGCUGGAGGAGAGAGCCGACCAGAGGACGGCCGGACGGCUGCCGGACACCAUCAACGGACGGACCAUGCUUCCUGUGGAUGAGAGCCUCACAGAGUCGAUGGGAGUCAGAAUAAAAUACGCCUCGCUAUGCAAAGACACACUGCUGCGCUCAGUGUUUGGGGGGACCAUGUCCCGGAUGUACCGGUUCCCCUCCACCGACGGGAACCACCUCCGGGUCCUGGAGCAGAUGGCUGAGAGCGUCCUGUCCCUCAACGUACCCAGACAGUUUGUUAAGCUGCUGCUGGAGGAGGACGCAGCCAGGGUGUGUGAGCUGGAGGAGCUGGGAGAGUUGUCUCCCUGCUGGGAGAACCUGAGGAGACAGAUUGUGUCCCAGUAUCAGACCAUCAUCCUGACCUACCAGGAGACGCUCAGCGACCUCACCCACUACAGAGGUCCGUCGUUCAAAGCCAGCAACCUGAAGGCUGAGAGGAAGCUGGAGUUCAUGCCCACCAACCUGCACGUCCAGAGGAUGAGGGUCCAGGACCAGCUGGGCUUCGAUCACACAUACGACGUGGUGACGAUCGGCGCCCCGGCGGCUCACUGUCAGGGCUUUAAGAACAGCGGCCUGAGGAAACUCCUGCAGAAGUUUGAGGAGACAAAGAAACACGUUUAUGAGGAGGAAUGCAGUGCUCUGUCCUCGUCCCAGUCCAUCGUCUACAUCCCUCAGGACAUCGUCCGGGCUAAAGAGAUAAUCUCCCACAUCAACACGUUGAAGACUCAGGUCAGCUACUACGCUGAGCGUCUGUCCCGCGCCGCCAAGGACCGCUCGGCCAGCGGCCUGGAGAGGACGCUCGCCAUCCUGGCUGACAAGACCCGUCAGCUGGUGACGGUGUGUGACUGUAAGCUGCUGGCGUCGUCCAUCCAGGCCCUGAACGCAGCACGGCCCGACUACAUCGCCUCCAAGGCGUCUCCGUCGGCCGACCAGGAGCAGGUGGUGCUGAGGAACGACCAGGACACGCUGCUCGCCACCUGGAGCGGCAGCACCUCCACCAGCCGCUCCUCGCUGCACGCCGACUGGACCGAGGAGGAGUGGGAGAAGGUGUGGGUGAACGUGGAUAAAUCUCUGGAGUGCAUCAUCCAGCGGGUCGACAAGCUGCUGCAGAAGGAACGCCGUCCCAGCGUCAGCAGCCACGACGGCGCCACCGCCACCGACCUGCAGGGCGGCGCCACCAAGAAAGGCUGUGACGGUGAAGGGAAGAGACGAGCGUUCUGGAUCAACCCAGACAGUAAAUCACAGGAAUCUCUACCAUCUUCAUCACCAUCAUCAUCUUCAUCACCAGCUCCUCCCUCCUCCUCCUCUCUGCCCGCCCUCUCCUCCUCCUCCACCACAGACUCCUAUGGGAGUCCUGCUGCUGAGGAGGCGUACCCAGGUGAGUGGAGUGAGGCCCUGUACCCCCUCCUCACCACUCUGACGGAGUGUGUCCAGAUGAUGAGUGAUAAAGCCAAGAAGUCCAUGGUGUUCCUGCUGAUGCAGGACAGCGCCCCCACCAUCGCCAUGGACCUCACACUGCAGUAUAGACGAGACGUGGUGUUCUGUCAGACGCUGACAGCUCUGAUCUGUGGCUUCAUCAUCAAACUGAGGAACUGUCUGAGAGAUAACGGCUUCCUGAGACAACUCUACACCAUCGGACUGUUGAUCCAGUCAGAGAGCCUGCUGAGCACCUACGGAGAGGAGCUGGCCAUGUUGGAGGAUAUGAGCGUGGGCAUCAUGGACCUGAGGAACGUCACCUUUAAGGUGACCCAGGCGGCGGGCAGCGCGGCGCCCGACAUGCUGCCGAUCAUCACGGGGAACAGAGACGGGUUUAAUGUUCGCAUCCCGCUGCCCGGCGCCAUGUUCGACGCUCUGCCCCGAGAGAUCCAGAGCGGCAUGCUGCUCCGGGUCCAGCCAGUACACUUCAACGUCGGCAUCAACGAGCAGCAGACCCUCGCUGAGAAGUUUGGGGACACGUCCCUGCAGGAGAUCAUCAACCUGGAGAGUUUGUCCAGACUCAACUCCUACUACGAACAGUUCAAAGAGGUUCUUCCUGAAGACUGUCUUCCCCGGUCCCGGUCCCAGACGUGUCUCCCGGAGCUGCUGAGGUUUCUGGGACAGAACGUCCAGGCCAGGAAGAACAAGAACGUGGACAUCCUGUGGCAGGCAGCAGAGAUCUGCCGGCGUCUGAACGGCGUGCGGUUCACCAGCUGUAAGAGCGCCAAGGACCGGACGGCGAUGUCGGUGACCCUGGAGCAGUGUCUGAUCCUGCAGCAUGAACACGGCAUGGCCCCGCAGGUCUUCACCCAGGCCCUGGACUGUAUGCGCAGGAUUGGUACGAGGGAGGUGGUGACCCAGAAGAACCUGGUGGGGGUUCUGCCGGUGCGAGAGCUGCGUCUGGAUCCAGGUCUGCUCUACUCGCUGCCUCUUCUGGCUCUCAGUCCGAACCUGCUGCUGGUCUGGAUCUUCCUCAGCGUCGCCUACUUCCUCUCCAAGCUACGCUGCAGCUGAGCCAGCAGGAGGACCAGGAGCAGGAGGAGCAGGAGGAGGAGCACCAGGAGGAGCAGCUACUCUGAACAGAACUCUGAUCUUCUUUCCUUUCUGGAAACUUCCAUCUGCUUUUAUUUUAUUUUGCUCUUCCACCUUUAAAGAUCUGCAGAGGGUCAAAACACGCUGGGAUUAUUAUUAUUAUUAUUAUUAUUAUUAUUAUUAUUAUUAUUAUUUUCACAUGCAGACUGAGCUGCUGUCACACUGAGUCCAUCAUUCUGAACUCACACAUCCUCAAAAAACCCCAGAAACAACUUUUAAAACUCUCUUAAAAAAAAUAAAAUUCUCUAAAAAAGAUGCUUUGAUCCAGAUAGAAGGAGAUACUUACUCACUCAUUAAUUAUUUAACAUUAUUAUAAAUCCAUGUAUUAAAUUAUCAGCCAAUUCUUUAACAUAUAACUGAGAUAUAAAGAAUAAAAAGUCUUCAUAAAAGUAUUUUCCUCCCAAAUGAAACAGUUUCCAAAGAUUACUGACAUUAAUUAAAGCUUCUCAAACAUUAAAUAUAUUCAAUUAAUAUUAAUUAAUUAAUAUUAAAUUAAACUCUAAUUGAAGCUGCUUUCUGUUCCUGUAGAAUCAGUGUGAAGGCUCAGUGUUACACUCAGUGUGUGUGUGGUAACAGCGCCCCCCAGUGGACACAAUCUGAACUACAUUUAAAACAAAAAAAGUGUUGUGGACGACUGAAGCUGCAGGAAAAAACAUUAAAAACAAUUAAAUAAAUAAAUCUCUUGAUAAAUAAAUACAUUAAACGUACCAAAAAUAAUAUUAAAAAUAAAUGUAAUUAACU
This is a messenger RNA of Centropristis striata (black sea bass), 4172 nucleotides long. Its product is annotated as inositol polyphosphate-4-phosphatase type I A-like. The transcript has 27 exons. Bases 315 to 3353 code for a protein of 1012 amino acids. The record is from RefSeq and is a predicted model, not a curated record. Gene Ontology annotation, molecular function: phosphatidylinositol-3,4-bisphosphate 4-phosphatase activity. Lineage: Eukaryota; Metazoa; Chordata; Actinopteri; Perciformes; Serranidae. Gene Ontology annotation, cellular component: cytoplasm.